AUGCAACAAGCUACACGACAACCUUCACCAGAUGAUUCGACGGACGACGAAAGGGAGCUAGACGUCCACCCGGCCCCAGAUCCAGCGCCUGGGCAGUACCGCGCCUACUGCAUUGUCGAGGCGAGGUGCAGAUUAUGCCAGAUUGCGGUGCAAGAUGGGGAUUUGCUUGUGGCAGAUCUCGGAGGUGGCAUCAUUUCGCCGUGGUUCACCUUUGUGAACGACGGAGACUGCACCGACGAUGAUCUCAAGAUCACUUUGCACAUGACCUUGUCUGACCGGUCAUCUCGUGACUUCAUCAUAGAUCAGAACGACGUACCACGUCGAGCAAUAUGCUUUCAUCUCGACUGCCAUCAAGCCCGCGGUUCUUGGCAACACAACAAAACACAUUUUCUAGAAGCGACACGAUAUAGCUUCCGGCCCAACCUCUCCGAGGAACGACGCCGCCUAGAAAAAAACCGGUUUGCCCUAGCAUUCAAUUUGCAGUUUUCUCUCAGUAGACAUGGCGACCAACCUUUACCAGCACUUCCUCUUGACAUAUGUCUCAUGAUUGCUGGCCUUUUGGAACGGCCUUUUGCCAUGAUGGCAAGCGUUGGCAGCUCACUCUACUGGAACCCAACCUCCGAUACCACAGUGAACUUGGCUUUGCCAUUAUAUGCAUCAUACAUGAAGCUGGACGGGCGACAUUAUAUCCGAGAACUUUGCAAUGAGCCCGAUCAAGUUACGGGCAACCAAGUCAACGGGUCUCAAAGACUGAUAGUCCCUGCUGGCCAGAAAGGCACAGAUGAAUCUAGCCAUGGAGACAUUCUAGUUGCUGUGGAUCACCUCGGUGUCCGACAAGUCUUCUUCGUUCCUCCUGGGAAGCGACUUGAAUGGCAAAAGAGGCAUCCUGAAGUUCCUGGGGCUUGGUGGAUGCAUAUCUCAAGACCUACCGAAGAUGAUUACUGGACCAGCUGCAGUGAUGGAGCCAAAGUUCGGAAGUUGAAACGUCCCAGGGGUAUCUCAAAGCAGAAAAGGCCGUUAGUCUACUGGAAAGAUCCAGUUCUCUCACCUCCUAAUAUCAUGGAGCUGCCCUUGCGGCAGGCAUGGGAUCUGGAAAAGCCCAAAUCAUUGCCUCCAGCUGUUUACAUGAGACAUGUUGAUCUCAACCGGCACGACACUUCGGGACUCUGCGUGAUAAUGCGCACCGUCAACUCGAAAGUACAUUGCGUCCUUGAGGGAAUUGUGCCUGACCGUGAAAACACCGGAAAAGGCCCGUCCGAUGGCUUGGACACUGCUUUUCUUGAUAGCGUGUCUCUUGAACGGUCGUCUUACUCGCUCUAUAUGCCUCUGAAAAGGGGCGAACGUGUGACUGAGAUAUGGGCUCGAUAUAUUGUCCUACCCAGGGGUGCGACCUGUAAUAGAAAGAUUAGUGGACCCGACGGUCGCUACAAUCAUUGCGAGGAAGUCAUCCGGGGAGUUGUGGUGAGUCAAAUCGUAUCCUUCUAUGCUUACGAAAGCCUGGCGCCCAAUAUCCCAAGAGGUCUCAAAACUAACAAGCCACAGCUCUUCACCAACCAAGGACGAUCUCGCGUCUUUGGCAUGUUUGGGGGCCUCCAAGAUAUCCAAUGGCGACGCAUUGCUUACAUGCCCUCGAACCUACCGUGCCGCAUACAUUUCGAGCAAUUGAGUUUGGGCCGCCCGAGCUGCUACUUUAACCAUUUCUAUAACCGGCUGCAGUGGUCCGGCGAUCAUCGAUUGCUUUUUGCAACAGGGGGUGAGAUUGAUGGCAUGGCGCCCGCCAUCGUUGCAAAAGACAACAGUUACCCGCCGCCGAUGCCAUCUUAUCUUUCCAUCAGCCCUCAAAAAGUUUCGCACGACUUUUACUCGGACUGGUUUUAUACGUCAUGCUCUCUUGAAAACAUGGCAGAGCUACGACUUUGCAUAGACCGCCGUACGGCAGCAUCGCCGGCACCGGUGGUCAUGGGUAUGGUGGUCUGCUACGUCGAUGGCGGUCGUGCCUGCGUAGGCCAGUUCCGUCCGGACUGGGUGCAGCGUCCAACGCUGCAGGUUGAUGUUGUGGAUUCGCUGCAUUUUUAUGUAAAAAGAGUCGAGGGUGAAGCCCGCGGACGCCUGUCGAGCAUUACGAAUGUGCCACCGUCGCAGCCCUCCCGGAUUGAAGGUGAGCAUUUGGUCACUUUGCCCCCGGAUGGGGUUUUGGAAUGGUGGUUCAAGCAGGAUCGGAACUUUUUGCUUCAUAAGCGCACGAUUUUCGAGACUGGAACGGGUUUAGCCUGA
Molecule: messenger RNA, 2274 nt
Organism: Pyricularia pennisetigena
Lineage: Eukaryota; Fungi; Ascomycota; Sordariomycetes; Magnaporthales; Pyriculariaceae
Exons: 3
Coding region: 1-2274 (757 amino acids)
Source: RefSeq, a predicted model, not a curated record